GCCAACGAUUUAGGGAAGAAGAGAUGAUCCAUGGCGACGGCACUGAGGGGUGUAUUGGGAGCUAAAAUUCCGCCCAACUCGAAGACAUUGGAGGAGGUGAGGAGCAAGACCUUUGAUUUCUUCAGAAAAGUGUGUCGCUCACUUCCCACCGUGAUGAACAUCUACAACCUCGACGACGUCGUUACCAUCUCUCACCUCCGAUCGACCAUCUCUGCAGAGAUUCGCAAGAACGCCAACGUCACCAACCCCAUGGUGAUUGACAUGCUUCUAUUCAAAGCAAUGGAGGAGCUGACAAACAUAGUUGAUCAUGCUAAGCAGCGACACCACAUAAUUGGGCAGUAUGUUGUCGGCCGCGACUGCCUCGUCAAGGAUUUGGGCACCAAAGAUCAAGGAGCUUCUGAUUUCCUCAAGCGUUUCUAUGAAACCAACUAUUUCUAAUUCCAGAUCUUUAUCAAACAAGUAAAGUAUCUUUGUACUUCUCACAUUUUGAAACUAUUGCAAAUAAUUUUCAACUUUUAACUGAUGAGAUAGAAUGUAUUUCUUCCAAGAUCAUCUGAAAUUAUUUGCUUAUAAAAUUUGCAAGUUU
Messenger RNA from Phalaenopsis equestris, 586 nucleotides. RefSeq names its product NADH dehydrogenase [ubiquinone] 1 alpha subcomplex subunit 6-like. Gene Ontology annotation, biological process: response to oxidative stress. The record is from RefSeq and is a predicted model, not a curated record. NCBI's taxonomy places the organism in Eukaryota, Viridiplantae, Streptophyta, Magnoliopsida, Asparagales, Orchidaceae. The transcript has a single exon. The coding region runs from base 31 to 438 and encodes 135 amino acids.